Molecule: messenger RNA, 1197 nt
Organism: Cyclocybe aegerita
Lineage: Eukaryota; Fungi; Basidiomycota; Agaricomycetes; Agaricales; Hemipholiotaceae
Source: the annotation of a GenBank genome assembly
AUGUGGUUGAAGAAAGAACUUCGUGACGGGCCGAAUCGGAAUAUAUACUGGUCAUCAACCCUAGACCUGUGUAUUCAGACCCCUUUUAUUAUCAUGCCAUUCAAAGAUAUCACGAACGAGUUUCGCAGAGCUGUGCAAGAGCAAGAGGUCAACAUCCCGGAGGCGAAACGGAGGAAAGUGGGGAAGCUGGCACGGACGGAGGAGGGCAAAGUGUCUCUGGACAAGACAUACAUCGCGGAAGCCCAGCAUAUUGCAAACUCUCGCAGCUCUCCUCUUUCACGACAAGGAUCGCGGAAUAUAGACCUUAGCGAAGGCUCGUCCUCGUGGGCGAACGUGAAGUACCUAUCGAACGAGGAACGAGACCAAAUAGACCUGCAGGCUCGCGUUAUCCUUAAACGAUGUUCUGACCGAGUGAAAGAAAUGGAGGCAAUAGAAGCGCGCCGCGCCGAGCUUGUCGCGAGCAAGACGAACCCUUUGACUCGCUUCCUUCCUGCACGAUUACGGCAAGACGAAGCCACCCUUUCUUCCGACGUCAUAGCUGCACAUCACGCCAGCAUAACCUGGUACCUCAGUCGCAGAUUGAUGGAGGCGAGUCAAAUUCAGAAAGAACUCCAAGAAGAACGCGUCAAACGCCAACUAGAACGGACGAGAACACUUGGAUCUGGGGCUGCACAAGAAGUUCUCUUGAUGAACACGGCGCACCAGCGGCCACCCCCGACACCGCAGCCAAAUUCGCCGCUGAUCAUGGGCCCAGGGGGCUGGCUGGAAAGUACGAUUGCCGCUACUAUUGGCGCGACAUCCCCACAAGAAUCGUCCUAUCGCAAGAUUCCUACACCACCUCUGAUAUCGGAUGACGAGGAUGACGACAUUGAGCUAUCUGUCUCACAGAUUAUGCAGUUCGAGCAGGAAAACGCCAAUAUCCUAAAAAGCGUGCAAGACACCCUGGAGUCGGUCCAGCAGGCAGAAUCCCGACUUAUGGAUAUUAGCGCCCUGCAAAUGGAGCUCGUCGCUCACUUGACGCAGCAGACGACUCUUACGGACCAACUCUAUGAGGAUGCACUUACUGCCACAUCUACUGUGGAAAAAGGCAAUUCACAGUUGAAGGAGGCGAAGAAACGGGCGAAGGAUGGACGCUUAUUCAUCCUGGUAUUUCUUAUUGGUGCCAGUUUUAGUUUGCUUUUCUUACACUACUAUUGA